Pleurotus ostreatus (oyster mushroom) is the source of this 1800-nucleotide messenger RNA. RefSeq lists its product as uncharacterized. Gene Ontology annotation, molecular function: oxidoreductase activity, acting on CH-OH group of donors; flavin adenine dinucleotide binding. NCBI's taxonomy places the organism in Eukaryota, Fungi, Basidiomycota, Agaricomycetes, Agaricales, Pleurotaceae. The transcript has 9 exons. Bases 1 to 1800 code for a protein of 599 amino acids. The record is from RefSeq and is a predicted model, not a curated record.
AUGCUGACAUUUAUCAUUACUAUCAGCCUAGGUGCAUGCCUUUGUCUACUCGCUUUCCUUCCUACACCCGCUCGUGCUGCAAUAUACGAAAAUAUUUCAGAGCUCCCUGGUCGGCGAUUUGAUUUUGUCGUCGUCGGAGGUGGCACGGCGGGAAACGUUGUCGCGAACCGUCUGACAGAAGAUCCCCGCUUCUCCGUUCUAGUGCUAGAGGCAGGGCCCUCCAAUGUCGGCGUGCUGGACUCCGAAGUCCCAGGAUUCUACGGUAAUCUCUUCUCCCCCGGUCCAUACAACUGGAACUACACCACCGUCCCGCAAGAAGGGCUGAACGGGAAGUCCAUGGGCUAUAUCAGAGGCUUCAUGCUUGGAGGGACAAGUUCGCUCAACGCAAUGUUCUACACCAGAGGGCCUGCGGAUGAUUUCGACAAGUUCGCGAAGGUAACAGGCGACCAGGGAUGGUCGUGGAACAAUGUCCAACCAUUCAUUCGAAAGAACGAACGUUGGACCGAGCCUACCGACCAUCAUAAAACCCGAACCCAAUUUGACCCCCGUUUCCACAGCUUCACUGGAAUAAACGCCGUCAGCCUUAGCGGCUUCCCCCACUCAUAUAACGACCGCGUUAUCCAGACCACCAAAGAGCUCCCAGGGGAAUUCCCUUUCAAUUUGGAUUAUAAUUCAGGCAACCCGCUUGGUGUGGGCUGGUUGCAGGCGACGAUUAAGAGCGGAGUACGCAGUUCGUCGGCGACUUCGUAUUUGGCACCGAAAUAUGUGAAGAGGAAAAAUCUACAUGUGCUUGUUAAUGCGCGCGUCACCCGCGUUCGGGAGGGCAAGCACUCGAAGGUGUUUGAUACCGUUGAGUUUAUGUCACAAUCGGGCAAUGGACCAGCAGUCAGUGUCACUGCUUCCAAAGAGAUCAUCCUUUCAGCGGGAGUAUUCGGAACGCCCCAACUCCUCAUGCUCUCUGGCAUCGGCGACACAAAUGAACUUCACGCACUUGGCAUAAGGACCACCCACCACAUCCCAAGCGUCGGGAAGAACAUGUCAGAUCAUCCAGGACUCUUCAGCUCCUGGUCGGUCAACGCAACGAAGUCAACCGACGAGGACUUGCUCCGCAAUGCGACACUCUUCGCAAAGGCCUUCAAGCAGUGGAACCGCACGCACUCUGGGAUCCUGGGAGAUCCUACUGUGACUCAUCUGGGUUGGUUUCGCUUGCCUAACGAUUCGUCUAUAUUCUCUGAAGUGAGUGAUCCGGCAUCUGGGUCGACUGCGCCCCAUGUCGAGAUGAUGUUCAUGAAUGGAAUGCGCCCACCGUUGCCCAUGGGUAACUUUCUCAGUAUCGGACUGGCGGUAGUCACACCAACCAGCCGAGGAUGGUUGCGACUGAAUUCCACGAAUCCAUUUAAUCAGCCACUCAUCAACCCCGGCUUUUUUACCUCCGAUUUCGAUGUUUUCGCGAUGCGUUCCGUCGUCAAAAUGGCCAAACGAUUUGUUGGGGCCGCGGCGUGGUCGGGUUGGGUUACUGGACCCGCUGGCGACCUCGCACAGGCAAAUUCGGACGAGGAGAUCGACGAGUACGUACGAAGGAACUCGGGGUCGACAUGCCACGCUGUGGGCACUGCGGCAAUGUCUGCCGUUGAUGCGCCGUUUGGUGUCGUGAACCCCGAUUUACGUGUUAAAGGAGUCAAGGGCCUUCGCGUUGUCGAUGCCUCCGUCUUUCCUUUUAUACCUGCGGCCCAUCCCCAAGUCCCUAUUUACAUCGUAGCCGAGCGGGCGUCCGACUUAAUAAAGGACAUCUGGGCUUGA